This is a messenger RNA of Symbiodinium sp. CCMP2592, 621 nucleotides long. The record is from the annotation of a GenBank genome assembly. Lineage: Eukaryota; Dinophyceae; Suessiales; Symbiodiniaceae.
AUGGGUGAAACUGGCUACCUCCACCAGCUUAGAAACUUUGGACUCCAGGCAAGCUUCAUCACACCGUGCGGGAAAGGUGGCGCAGUGCUGGAUGCCUUCAGGUCAUCUUCCGCUGCACUGGAGGCCUUGGUCCGAGCAGCCGUUGCUGUCAGGGACGGUGACAAAGAUGGGAAGCUGAAUCUUCAGGAGUUUGAAGUCCAGGCUGGCAAGCAAACCGACGCUGCUCCUUUGCAGUUUUCCAAGCUAGAUGCUGACAAUGACAGUGCCCUUGCAGUUCGAGAGUUGCUCGCGGAGCAGUUGUUUCUUGACGGCUGGGUGGACUCCUUGCGACGAGGUUUUGAACUCGCCGACGCCGACAAGGAUGGUCGCUUAAGUGGCCUGGAGCUGGAGAGGGAGCAAGCGCUACCACUUCUCCACAUGAUGGAAGAGUACCCGACAUCUUCACGCGGAAGGAUAUCUGAUGUCCGCGAGGCCAGGCGAAACUGUGCCGGUGUGAGAUCAGCGUGGUCACCCACUGCCCAGUUGGCGAGUGAACUGAGCAGUUGUGGUUACAUCCACGUGCAGCCAGGCUGGUUCGACCAGGGCUAUGCCGCCGGCACAGUGACGGCUCGCAAGAGAUGA